CCAGGCUGCCGCUGAAGCUGUCGCUGUCGAUGAAGCGAAUGCCAUCGGCGAGACAGGACUGCACGCUGCAAGGAUACUCUGCACCGUAGGCACUGCCAUCCCAUCGUAUCUGCAGCUCGUAGGACAGCUCCGGGCCCCCUGGCAUGCACCUGUCGCCCGGACAUCUCAGAGUUGUGCUCAUUCUGGCCCUGCUGCAGGAUCUGCAGAUACGACCACAGAAGGAUAUAUUCAGGGCACAUCUCGAGCGGGAUCUGCGGCUGUGUCCGGCCUGCUUUGCCGGACAGCGUUGGCAGUGCGAGGAAAUCUUCGAGGCCAUCGCCGAGCCCUCGGACUGGAGCAAGCUGCUCAAGGGAAUCGCUCUGCUCUUCGAUCGUCGGGAGAUUUACUUUCUCCACUCGAAUGAAGGGUCCCAGCUGGUGGCCAAGAGAAAGGCCAACGGGCAGUCUUACCGCAAUGUGGACUUCCUGCGAAGAGAAUUUCUUGAGAUGGCGGAGCGUCCCGGUGGGUUCCAUCUUUGCCAUGGCGGACGCGGGACCCCUCGCUUCGUGAGCUACUUGGAGCAGCGCGGCCAUGAGGCUGCCACCAUCUGGUACUACAUGAUGCACAGCGUCACCCCGUUGCUGAUGCAGGAGCUGUUUCUGCUGGAGUUUCCAGUGCCACGGAGCUACGGUGCGUGUGGCCUGACCCAUUUUCAAGCCUAUGCAGGACACACUCUGUCGCACAACGCCGCUGCUGGCGAGGAUCUGCGCCUGGAAAUUGCCAGACAAGUGCUUCAGCUGUCCCUGAAGCUCACCUUUGGCUUUGCGGACUUUCGCCUCUUCCUAACGGACUUGACGGCCGACAAUCUGGCCUUUGACGAGCCCAGCCAGCGAGUGCUGCUGAUCGACCUGGACUCUGUGGUCCUAGUGGAUGCGGCAGCUCCCCUGGGCAACGCCCAGAAGUACGAACCCCUGCCUGGCGAUGGAUUCACGUUCGAUGUGAAGGAAUUUUGCGGUGGCCAGCAGCUGGACGCGAACGUGUAUCAGGCCUGUCGGCUGCUCAAAGACUUUCUUCUGCAGGAUCUGGCCAACGGGAGGCUGGAGCUGCUGCUGGACCAAUGCGUGCGAUGCGACGACGCGACAUGUGAUAUGCGCUUCCAGCAGGCGUACGACUUGAUCAAGCUUCUCGAGGAGCUGCUGGACAGAAGACGGGAUUAAGGGUAACAUACGGGAGGAUACUUUAAUUUAAGUAGGUAACCAUGUUUAAUCGUACAACUCAUCCAUUAAUCCAUUACACUCAAUAAACGGUCCAAAUGAACUCUGCCCGAA
This is a messenger RNA of Drosophila subobscura, 1307 nucleotides long. RefSeq names its product divergent protein kinase domain 2A. NCBI's taxonomy places the organism in Eukaryota, Metazoa, Arthropoda, Insecta, Diptera, Drosophilidae. The transcript has 2 exons. The coding region runs from base 144 to 1196 and encodes 350 amino acids. The record is from RefSeq and is a predicted model, not a curated record.